AUGUCAUCCCAGUGCACUUCAUCUCCAUGGACCACGAUCUCGUUCAAGAUCUGUUUCGCAGCAACAGGAUCGACUCCACGCAUGGAGGCAAUCAGCUUGUCCUCGUCGUCUUCAAUUGAAUUGUCGCUGUCAAGAGUCUCUGUAUCCUUUGUCGAAUUAUCAGCCAAUACUUUUGGUGCAUUGGUGACACCUUCUUUGGUAGCUGGAGACGUUUUCCUUGACAAUGACUGGGGUUUCUGA
Messenger RNA from Ogataea philodendri, 240 nucleotides. RefSeq lists its product as uncharacterized. NCBI's taxonomy places the organism in Eukaryota, Fungi, Ascomycota, Pichiomycetes, Pichiales, Pichiaceae. The coding region runs from base 1 to 240 and encodes 79 amino acids. The record is from RefSeq and is a predicted model, not a curated record. The transcript has a single exon.